This is a messenger RNA of Rotaria socialis, 3525 nucleotides long. The record is from the annotation of a GenBank genome assembly. NCBI's taxonomy places the organism in Eukaryota, Metazoa, Rotifera, Eurotatoria, Philodinida, Philodinidae.
AUGUUAACAUCAGAAAAUAAUCAAUCGGAAAAACACACAAUAAAAAUUGUGCUUCGCGGCGAACGAGGUCUCACAGCUAUGCUUUCGUUGCAUAAUUCAUCGUGGAAUAAAAUACCAUUUCGAGCAAAACAUAAAGAUAAAUUUCUGUUGCUCGCAUCUGAUAUUGGACAAAUAAUAGGGUUAACAAUAUUUCAUGCAAGUGAAGACGGAAAAUUCAAUUUUGAUAUUAUUGAAAUAUUUGUACCAGAUACAAAAUCGUGUAUUCGAUUAAAUGGAAAAUAUCAAAUAUUCAAUGAGAUUAUUGAUUUUAAUUGUCAAGAAUCGCAUAGUGUUUAUCUCGUUCAAAUUAAAUCAGGUUUUAGUACAUUAAAUGAAACAGCCAGCGUCGUUUUAACACUUUUUGGCGAAGAAUCAUCUGUUGACUGGAUUUUAUUAACCUGUGAUAAUGAUACUCAACCAUUUCGUACUGGACAACUUGAUACAUUUUAUAUUCCAACAAAGAGAUUGGGCAAAAUUCGUGCUGUGAAUAUUAACUGUUCAAAUAUUGAUGCGAAUUCGAAAUGGUUUUGUGAAAUGAUCUAUGUUCAUGAUACAGUUUUUAAUAUAAAAUCUAAUUAUGUAAUUAAUCGUUGGUUUGGUGAUCAUCACGAAUCAGAUUUUGUCGAUACAUUAAAUACCACAAGUAAAGCAGCACUGAUUCAACCAGCUUCAACAAGAUUACUGACGACUUUUCUUAUGCUAAUAAAAAAUGGUCUUCGAACAAACACAAAUCCAAUGCUCAUACCUUCGCUAUAUGUUUUCUUCGCUGGUCAAUAUGGAACUUCACCUGUUAUUCAUUUAAAUGAGCUUACUGAUCGAAAUGACAUAUUUCAAUCGUUAGAAACCGAUGAAUUUACUUUUACAAUACCUGAUACUGGCAUGCCUGAUAUCAUGCGCAUUUGGAAUACAGAUGAUCUUGCUCCGUGGACAUGUGAAUAUAUAGAUAUUAAAAAUAUAACUAAUUCUAAAACAGCUCACUUUCCAAUGGGCGUUGAUUUACCAAAAGUUGAUUCGUUUUUUUCGUCGUAUAUUGAUCUUGAAGUUGAUAUUGGACGAGUAAUACUUCCAUUACCAGGACCACGUAAUGACGCUGCAUAUCCAUCAUAUCAACUAAUGAUUCGAACUAAUCAAGCUAUAGAUGCUAACGAUAGUGUUGUUACUAUACAAAUAAAAAGUGAUAAACACCAAUCAAAAUUGAUCCCAUUAAUUGGUCUAUUUAAAAAUGAAACAACUUCUAAACUCUAUCUCUAUGGUAUUUGUCCACUAGGAGAAUUAAAAGAAAUUUCAAUCUAUUUUGAUGGAAAUCAUAAAAAUGCACAAUGGAUAUGUGAAUAUGUGAUGAUUUAUGAUUAUUUAAAUCAUCAGUAUUAUGGAGCAAAAAUAAAUACGAGUGUAACGUCCCAUCCAAUCUAUAGAAUAUUAUAUAAAACUCAAGCAAAUGUACAAACAAAUAUAACAAGAGAUGCAGAAAUUUCAAUUCGAUUGAUUGGUGAUGAAUCGACAUCGUUUUUUCGUCUUGAGCAUACUCGUCCGCUCAUAUCUGGAUCUAUCGAAGAGUCGUUCUAUCAAGAAAAUGAAUCGAUUACUGGAGUAAAAAUUUUAGAAUUCAAAAUAAUACAUAUUUUUCUUUUGAGACAGUUAAAUAAACUAGAAAUUCAAUUGUUUGAUAAUGCAAAUACACAUUGGGCUUGUGAAUCUAUUGAAAUUCAAAAUUUAUUAACAGAUGAAAUUGUUGUAUUUCCAAUAAAUGAUAUUCUAGAAGCAACAAUAAAAACAGAUGUAACCAAUCAAAAGAUCACAACAUGGAAAUCAGGUUUUAAAUCUGGUAUUAUUUAUAUUAUGCGAGUUCGAACAGGAUAUCAAGGUGCUUCAUUAAAUUUUCGUUUUGGUUCUGUAUAUUUAUCAUUGAAACUAUAUGGUGAUUCUGGUGUGUCUAAUGAAAUACCAUUACGUAUUCCUUUUGAACAAUUAUAUUAUCUUAAAUGUAAUCAAACCGAUACAUUUGAAAUCGGACAAAUCACAUCUGUUGUUGGUCAAAUAAGUUCAAUUGAUAUAUAUCAUAAUGGCAAACGAGAAGAUUUUUGGCAUAUCAAUUGGAUCGAUAUAAUUGAUAUAACAACAAAUAAAUCCUACCAUUUUACAAUUGAAAAAUAUCUGAACAAAGAUUUAGGAACAAAUUUUAAAGUUCUACACAUUCCAGCGGAUGUAUCUAUAUCUGCAACUGCAGAUGAGCUUGAAUCGAUACCUAACUAUGCAAUACGUGUUAAAACUGGCACACAAACACCGGCACAUAUUGAUGAUACUGAUGAAUUGUCGACUGUCUCUAUUGUGUUAAUUGAUCCUAUAAAUGAUUCUGCUCGUACACCAUUAAAACGAAUCAAUAGCACUGCACGAUCAAUUUUUCAGCCUGGUCAAGAAGAUAGAUUUGAUAUUACGAUGACGCCAAUGUUAGAGUUAAAAGUAUUACAAAUAUAUUUUAAUGGCACAUUUCCUUGGUUUUGUGCACGCAUAACUAUAACCGAUCGAAUCAGUGGCUUAUCCUAUCGAUUUGAUGUUGAACAAUGGUUAACAGAAAAUGCACUGGAUAACCCAGUGAACGUUUUUGGUCAACGAGAAGAUGAUCUGGGUUGGAUGUAUUCUGUCACGAUUAAAACUCAAGCUGUUCUACCAGCUAAAACAAAUUUACGUGGAAAGAUUCUCCUAUCAAUCUAUGGCGAACAAGGUUCAUUAGAUGAUGCUAUUCUUGGUUCUGGUCGAUUAAUGCACGGAUUAUUUCAUGCUGGAGGAGAAGAUAUGAUUGAACUUAAAAGCAACAAACGACUUGGAGAAAUUAAUUCAAUUGAAGUACGUCUUGAAGUAGCUGAAUGGCAAUCAUGGUUAUGUGAUACGAUUGAAAUUGUUGAUUCAACUGCUAAUUGGGAUUUUUUAUCACGUACCAUGAUAACAAAAACUUACAAAUUUCCAAUAAAUCGUUGGCUUGGUGCACAUGCAAUGGAUAAAAGAAAUAGUAUUCGUACAUUGAUAAAUCAAGAACCUGGCUAUGCUAAAAUGCCUUCAUAUAUAAUUCAUAUAUUAACUGGUACUAAAAAUAUUAGUAACGAUUCCGAUAUUCCGACUAAUGUUUACCUACAAUUAUUUUGCUCUAUUUCAAACAAUGUCUACGGACCUAUUCUACUGGAUAAAUCAUCGAAUAAUACCCAAGCAUUUCGUAAAGGUCAGAUCGAUGAAUUCUACAUCAAUGAUUUAUCUUAUUGCGGUGAAAUAAACAAAAUUCGUCUAUGGCAUGAUGGUGGUAAAGUCACGUCAUGGCAUUGCGAAUGGAUCAAAAUAACCAAUGUAGAAAAAAAUGAACUAUAUGAAUUUUCCGUUGAAAAAAUUCUAGACGAAGAUCUUGAAGAAGGUUCAAGUAAUUUAAUUUUAUAUAGUAAAAAAAAAGACGAAAUGAAUGAAAGUGAACUUGCUACGCCAAGAUCGAUAAUUUCGUAA